Messenger RNA from Arvicola amphibius (Eurasian water vole), 327 nucleotides. It is a transcript of the gene Tal2, whose product is annotated as TAL bHLH transcription factor 2. The record is from RefSeq and is a predicted model, not a curated record. Gene Ontology annotation, biological process: regulation of transcription by RNA polymerase II. Gene Ontology annotation, molecular function: RNA polymerase II cis-regulatory region sequence-specific DNA binding; DNA-binding transcription factor activity, RNA polymerase II-specific; protein dimerization activity. Lineage: Eukaryota; Metazoa; Chordata; Mammalia; Rodentia; Cricetidae. The transcript has a single exon. The coding region runs from base 1 to 327 and encodes 108 amino acids.
AUGACCAGAAAGAUCUUCACAAACACCAGGGAGCGGUGGAGGCAGCAGAGUGUCAACAGCGCCUUCGCCAAGCUGAGGAAACUCAUCCCCACUCACCCUCCAGACAAGAAGCUGAGCAAAAAUGAAACGCUUCGCUUGGCAAUGCGGUAUAUCAACUUCUUGGUCAAGGUCCUGGGAGAGCAAAGCCUAGAGCAAACAGGACUAGCUGCUCAGGGAAACAUUCUGGGGCUCUUUCCCCAAGAGCCCCACCUGCCAGCCUUGGAUGAAAGACUUCUACUCAAUGACUAUGGAGUUUCCUCCCCUGGCCCCAGCUGUGAGGCUCCCUAG